Messenger RNA from Nicotiana tabacum (common tobacco), 862 nucleotides. The record is from RefSeq and is a predicted model, not a curated record. NCBI's taxonomy places the organism in Eukaryota, Viridiplantae, Streptophyta, Magnoliopsida, Solanales, Solanaceae.
AUGCAAGAUCGAGCAGCGGUAGUUGAUCCAAUCCCCCCUAGACAAGCCCAAUUCUUUCAAGGACAACCAACGUGUGGUAUCAAAGCUUAUUGCAACAUUGGAUAUCUUCGUGACAGGCACAUUUUGAUUCGAUUUUCAUUAUGGCAAGAUUACGUAGAUUUCUCGUCAAAAGGUGUGUACUAUGUUAAGGAUAAGCAUGGGGAUGAAUAUCAACUAAGAACUUUGAUCUAUGAUGCAAAAUUUAAAGUUGGAGAGGAGACACCUAAGGUAAUGGCUUGGAUUUCAUUCCCUAAUUUGCAGCCUACAUAUUUUGUCAGAGAAUGCUUGUUCUCUCUAGCUUCUACUGUAGGUAAACCCCCUCACUUGGAUUUGGCUACUGUCAAGAAAACUAGACCUAGUUGUGCUCGUGUUAAAGUGUUGGUGGAUCUGCUAGCUGACCUCCCCAAGAAAGUUCGGAUGGACAUUGUCAAUGAAGUAAAUGGGGAUGUUAGAACUGAAUGGGUAACCAUUAACUAUGAUUAUUUGCCAAAGUACUGUAAAGAGUGCAAGUUACAAGGCCAUGGCAUGCUUGAAUGUUUGAGAAUUAAUCCUGAUUUAAGGGAAAGCAAAAAUGUCCAGCAGCAGGAAAAUGCCGAAAAUGUGAAACAAGGCACUAAGAAACCGGCAAAACAUGAUGCUCCUUUGAUGAUCCUUACUAGUGGUAAGGUAGUUGGUAAUGCAGGCCCUCGAUGGAAGGAAGUUCGAGACAAUAGGGGACUAAACAAAGGCAAACAAUCUGAAGUGCUAGAAAUUGAAAAUGGUGAGAUAAAUGAAGGUUACCAAUUGGUAGCUGUGGAGGAAACUCCAGUUCAAAAAACCACAA